This is a messenger RNA of Vombatus ursinus (common wombat), 2953 nucleotides long. RefSeq names its product sprouty RTK signaling antagonist 3 (gene SPRY3). Gene Ontology annotation, biological process: negative regulation of MAP kinase activity; negative regulation of Ras protein signal transduction; negative regulation of fibroblast growth factor receptor signaling pathway. The transcript is spliced from 2 exons. The record is from RefSeq and is a predicted model, not a curated record. NCBI's taxonomy places the organism in Eukaryota, Metazoa, Chordata, Mammalia, Diprotodontia, Vombatidae. Gene Ontology annotation, cellular component: membrane; cytosol. The coding region runs from base 164 to 1030 and encodes 288 amino acids.
AGACUUUCUGAAGAGGUGGAGAUACUGAGAGACUCACCAGAAAAGGUCCCCUGAGCCAGCCUGGGGAUUCAGUCCUUUUCCUGCUCCUGUUCGCCAUGGACCUGCCUUCCUCUCCAAAGUGCCACCCUCACUCAACUCCAAAGAAGUCAAGAGCCAAGACAACAUGGAUGCCCCAAUAACAGACGAUUUUCCUCCAACCCUGCCCAUUGAGCAACUCUGCUCCAUUCAUGUCAGCAAUGAGUAUGUGGAACGGCCUGCCAUCUCCUGCCAACAGACCCUCUCCAGCUCUUCCCUUGCCCAGCAGGCCCACAAGUCCGAUUGGUCCCUGUCUACUAUACCCUCUGAUCUGCCUCGAAGUCUCAGCCAGUGCCACCAGCUUCAGCUGUUGCCUCAGCAUCUGAGUCAACCCAGCCUUGCCAGCUCCAUAUCCCACACCACCAUCACCUCCGACCAAAGGCUUCUGACCAGCAUCACUCCAUCGCCCUCAGAUCACUCCCUCAUCUGUACCCAGCCUCAAGCAGGGGCUUUGAAAGUAGAAGAGUCUCAGAAAGGUGCAGCAGAGAAGCUGUCCCUCCAUACUGGUGGGCACCUUUUCAUUUGUGAAGAGUGUGGCCGUUGCAAGUGCAUCCGCUGCACAGCCACACGCACCCUGCCCUCCUGCUGGCUCUGUAAGCAGCGCUGCCUCUGCUCCCCAGAGAGUCUCCUUGACUACAGCACGUGCCUCUGCUGCGUCAAGGGUAUCUUUUACCACUGUUCCACUGACGACGAAGACAACUGUGCUGAUGAGCCCUGCUCCUGUGGGCCUGGCUCCUGCUGUGCCCGCUGGGCAGCCAUGAGCCUCCUGUCACUGGUCAUGCCUUGCCUGUGCUUGUACCCUCCAGCCCGAGGAUGCCUCAAGCUGUGCCAGCAAGGCUAUGACGGCCUACGGAGGCCAGGAUGCCGAUGCAAGAGUCACACCAACACCGUUUGCAGGAAGAUCUCCUCUUCCAGUGGAGCCGCCUUCCCCAGGGCCAUGGAGAAGCCGGUGUAAAUGCCUUGCAGCCUUCACCCAGCCCCUUCUCUCCCCCUCACCCUUCACUCUGUAGGAAGGAAGGGUGGGGGUCAGAGAAACCAACCAGCCAGGACUCAAGGGCUCGCCCCCAUCAAUCCUGCCAUGCCAUGGGGCUGGCCAAGUGCAUCUUGAGUCCGAGGCAGCUUGUCCUUCCCUCACUGGCUCUCUGUACCCCCCCACUCCUCCCUUAGCUUCCCCACCCCCCACUUACCUCUCAACUUUUUCUGCCCCAAAGCAAAAAAUAAAUUAAAAAUCAGAUGAUCCAAAGACAUGGGACUUGCACAUUGAAGACAAAUUGAGCCAGCUUCUGGCCAUAUGCCCAUGGCCUCCUCAGCACUGUGUGGCAAGCAGGAGGCUCCCUGACAUGGCCUUCUUCCACACCAGACUCAUUUCCCCAGUGCCUUCGGGGGCUUUCUCCUGAGACGAGAUGGCUUUCAAAGAGUAACAUGGGGCCACACAGCAAGCAUCCAGGGAGUACCUAAUCUAAUUGUUCUUUCUUCAUCCCUUCUUCCUCUCUCUUGGUCCUUGCCUUUCUCAUUCUUUCUCUUCAUCACCUGCACUCCACUCUCUCAUUUUCAACUUGCCCCAUCAUCCUCUCCUUUUUCCCUUCUUCUUCCAUCUCCUCCCUGCUCUUUCAUCUGCUCCCCCUGCAUUUCUCUUUAUCCCCCUUUAUCCUACAUCCCUUUUCCCAUCUCUCAUCUUCUCUCUAUCCUUUUAUUCUUUCCCUUGCCCCUACCUCAUUCUUCAUCUCUUGCCAGUUCCCUAAUCCCCUCCCUUACUCCAUUUCAUCCCUCAUCUCUUGAUUUUUCCUUUAUCCCCUCACUCUCCCUCAUUCACUCUCUCAUACCUCAUCCCCCCCUCAUUCCACAUUUCCUUCUCCAUCCCUCAAUCCCUCCAUGCGCCCUCAUCUCCUCCCAGUUCCCUAAUCCCUUGUCUUCUCCCUUACCCAACCUGAUUCCUCAUCCCCUCCCUGAUCCUUUACCCUCUCAUUGACUUUUCCAUCCCCUUCCUUUUCCCACAUCUCCUUUGCCACCCCUUGUCCCAGCCCAACACCUUCAGCCCUCCUCCUUCCUCCCCCAUCUCCUCAUUGCCUCCCUGCUCCCUCCCCCACCUCUUCCUCAUGCUUUCUUCCCUCCCAGCCUCUUUCUCUAGCACCUUCAGGAGUGGGGUUUUCCCAAAUGCCUUCCCUCUGCUUUCUUCCCCUUGCUGUGCUAUUACCCAGUUGUACAAAAAAAAAGGAUUCAUGUGAUAUAUUAACCAAGAAGCCUGCCUGAAACCCAGAUGUGUGAGUGUGUGUGUGUGUGUAUAUGCACUGCACCCACCAUACCCACACAUCUCAAGGCAUUAUGGGAUCAGGAUCAAGUAAUCCAGGCUUGGUCAGCUGGAGUCUUGUCCUUUUCCCCCCCAAACACAAUGGCCUUGGGCAGUAAAGGGUGGAACAUAUAGCCCUUCCCUAAAUACUAAUAGCCCUAAGACUGCAUGAUUCAUGUUCUGUGGAUGUAAUUAUAAAACCACAGAACUUAGGGCUGAAAAGGACUUUAAAGAUCUUGCAACCCAUUAGACAGACGAGGAAACAGAGCCCCAGAAAGGGGACAUAGCAUGCCCAAGGUCGCCCGGGACAAUUGUGAUAGAGCUGGGAUGAGGACAUGGAUUUCCAUUCUCCCGGACCGGUGCUGUUUCCUAGCACCACAUGAGGCAUCUUCUCACCUGGCGCCCCUGUUAGCAGGGGCAAAAUACAGCCUCUACUUAUCUACUGUUCAAGAACCAGGGAGAAGUGAGUCAAUGAUCACUGUCCAAUGUCUGUUGGAUACCUAUCCAUUUAUGAAGUGUUAAGUGUCACUCGUGGGCAGCCCUAUUGGCAGGGCCAAGGUUGCAGCUCAUUGGUACAGUAGCUUAGAAGGA